GGGUGGUGUUGGUCUGGGUGGCAACCUGGGCUGUAAUCCUGAUCAUCAUUUGUAACACGACAUUGGAUCUGAUGAUCGUCAUGUUUUAAUUUGGAGCAUGGGAACUCAGUUAUAGUUCCACCCAUUCUGUCCACCGAACCGCGUGGCGUUGGCAGCCAAACAAGUACGGUGUUCCGGUGAUAAGUUGGCAGUCACCUACAGGGUCAUCAGAACAAGAAGGGGGCGCAGCUCGGCGCCGCUCGGUAGUGAGUCGGGUGCCGGCCGCCAUGCUGGACCUGCUGUCCUCGGCCACGGCCCUGGUGGCGCUCGGCUUCACCUUCUACCUGGUGAGCGCUCAGUGGAGCGCUCGCCGCCGCCAGCGGCAGCUGGCGCGCUGCCGGCGCGCCAUGAUCGUGUGCGCCCACCCCGACGACGAGUGCAUGUUCUUCGGGCCAGCCGUGGUGGGCCUGCUGCGCGAGCCCGCCUGCGUCGUCUACCUGCUCUGUCUCUCGACAGGUGACCACGAAGGGUUGGGGAGAGUGCGCAAGGAGGAACUGUACAGGAGCUGCAGCGUUCUGGGAAUCAAGCGAGAGAACAUCAUACUACUGAGACACUCCCGGCUGCCGGACAACCCGCAGCGGAUGUGGAAUGACGCCCUGUUGGCCGACAUUGUGCUGCACCACAUCAGCUCGCUCGACAUCGACACGGUGGUGUCAUUUGACCACCAGGGCGUCAGCUAUCACCGCAACCACCGCAGCAUCUUCUACGGCUUGGUGCGCAUGGUUAGCCAGGAGCUGCUGCCGACCGACUGUUCGGUGUACUUUGUGCCGACCGUGAACCGCGUGCGCAAGUACAGUAGCUUUAUGGACGUGCCGAUCACCUACCUGGCCAACGACAUCGUGUUCCUGGCCUCGCUGGACGAGUGGAAGCGGAUCCAGCACGCCAUGGCCCAGCACCGCAGCCAGCUGGUGUGGUUCCGGCUGCUCUACAUGAUGUUCAGUCGGUAUGUGUUCAUCAACACGUUGGUGCAGCUACGGGCGCCGCCGCCACCGACGACGACAACAACGACGACACCGUCGUCAGAGGGCUCGGACGGCGCCGCCGACGCCACAGACGCCGGCGACGAGAGCUCCACCGGCGAGUUUCUGUCGCCGCCCGAGUCGCCCGUGCCGCCCGAGGACACCGAAGGCCACGAGCCGGUCACGUGAUGGGCCGAGCCGACCGGGCCGGCAGGAGCCGUAUAGCGGGUCGGGCCGCGCGAGGCUGAAGCGUCCCAUACGACCGCUCGUACAAGCGACGGUCCGUGCCAUCAGCCGAAGGCGAUUGCUCUGACUAGUAGGCAGGACUGGUCGGGAUGGCCUGUUCGAGCAUGGCGCGAUGAAGAAGACAAUUUAGAGCUGGUCGUGUGUGAUGUGGGAAUAAUUAAAGCCUCAGGUAGGUUUGGGUGUGUGGCUGAGCGUGAUUGGCGCACCGUCCGUCUGGGGUGAGGGCGUGUCUUUCGCCGUCGAAAGCAGAGGACGCGCCGACCUGUAAUUUUCUAGGAAAUAAGGUCUUUCUUACGUUCGAUCAUCGACGUCUGUGCUUGUUGUUACAGUCCUUAUUUAACAGUUUAUGGCCCGCGAGGUGCACAAGCCGACUGCAACUCGAGAACGGGCGCAGCAUUGUGGUGCCAUAUAGCUUUCGUGAUGAGCAGGUCCUGUGAAUAGCGUUCGGACGGGUGAGGGAUGAUUCAACUGACGGGUAUCAAUAAUUCCGAUCGUUAACGCUGAGAAAUCCGUGCACGCAGCCCGUGGCUGUCAUCCAUGUACAAAAUGUAGCCAGAAAUGCAGGCGGAAGUCGCACCACUCCACGGGAACAGGCAUUGUUGGGCUCUCUCGUUGUGUUGGUAUUCUCAACUGCGUUGCUAGGAAAUUGUUGGCGCCUGAUCUUUAGCCGCGGAAGCCCGCUUUGACCGGUGGACGCGCUCUGCAAAAACACAAACUUUUUAUAUAAUUGUUUGUUUGACAGGAAACUCCUGCACUGAUUUAUGGUCAUUUAACGAUGCCAUACCCUAUCAGACUGGUAGACUGUCGCCGUUCUCACAUUGCAGACAGCAUGCAUGUUUGAGCAUAUCCCCAAUAGCAUCGACGUAAGCGCAGUAGUUGUGUACCACGUGCUGAACCAAUGUGUGCCUGCGUGAGUUCGUAGUCGCGUCCCAAUUUUGCAGUCCCGUUCCUCGCCCUUUCGCCGCCUGCUGCUGUCGCGUGCUGCUGGCGUCGGUACGUCCUGCGCUCACCCCUGUCCGGUGGGCGGCGGCCGUCAGGGUCGGCGCGGGUCUCCCGUCCGGUGGGUGGCGGGUGGCGCUAGGCGGCAGACUCGCCGCCGCCGGCCGACACUGCUGCACCGCCAUCCUCCGUGCGCUGGUCGUUGUUGGCAGAGGCGACCCAACGCGGCGUGACCGGUGACUUCUGUCCGAGCCGACUUCUGGUUUUUUGUGUGCUUCAUUCAUGGAAUGGGCUCACUCUCAAAUGUGGUCCCAUUGGGGCCCACGACCCGUUUGGAACUUGGAAGGAACUCGCUCGUGCAGGCCUGAUCUUACUCUCACCAGUGCUAGGAAGAGCGUGCGGUGAUUCUUGGUGCCAGCUGAGCGCAAGUUGAUCGGAACCGGCAUCUAGGCUACCCCAUAGGGUCUCGGCUACCCCAGAUGCGGGCUCCUGCGCUGCUGCGGGCUCACACUCGGCUGUUAAGCCCCGCCCAGGUGUGAGACUCCGUCCCAGGUAUGGUGCCCGCCUCAAGCGGUGUCCCUUCCCGGGUUUGGUGUCCCUCCCCAUGCGUGGGGUUCCGCCCCAGCUGUGGAGUACCGUCCCGGGCGUGAGGUCGAUGCCCUGCCCUCGGCACCACUUGACUGGCUCUUCGUCGUCCAACACAGGGUCGGCCCGGCCCUCAGCAGGUGCCGGGGGCGUCGGCGGGUACCCUGCUGGUGCGUGCAGCGAGGCGACGCCCUCCACCGUCGGCCGUGGGUUUUGUCCAAGCGAAAUCUGGAGGUGUCGACGAGGCUGUGUGAUGAUGAUCCCGCCCCGCCCUGUCGUCAGCUUUUGACCACACUCUUCAGUCGGACAGGAGUGGUGGGAUCACACGGGAGUUCAAACGGUGACAGGACCUGCCAUUAACUGUGCCUUACUCGGUGCGCGCCUGCAUCGCUGUCAACAAUGAAGCCGCAUUUCUUUCGGAUGCUCAUGUUCAAUGGCCACUUAGCCAGUGUUGGUUGCCAUAUCUUUUCCUGGAAUAGCCCUUACGUGAGCGGCGAUUGGGGACGAACAUCGUGGGCGCAUGAACUAAAGCACGUAAUCUCCGUGCGAAUUGCCAAACUGCGUCACCAGUGCGGUAUGUUCGUUGCGCGUCGAUUUAGUCACUGAAUCACAGGUGCGGUGGAGAUUGAACGUCCAAGAAUAGCCCUGACGCCUAUAAGAUGCAUGAGUUUAGGAUUGUGCCGGAGUGGUGCUCGAGCUUCAGGGUGCCCUAUUACUCUUGCUCACGUUAUUGGUUUCAGCGAAAGCAAUCGUUCGCUCUUUUGUGAAAAACAACUUUGUCAUAAAGUGCUGCGGUUUGGAGGCCAUCCGCUCAAUUAUGCACUUUCCGAUCGCUUGCUGCCAUUUCUGAGUCUGUAGUCCCAUGUGUUUUCGCCGUAGACUGAGGAUCUUGAAGGAACAGAAAGCCACUAACGGAUUGGAGUGUUUUCGUGGUUGCGCCAUGUAGGAACCGCACACGGUUGUAGCUAAUCGCAAGAGCGCGACUGCGGUGUCUAUGUAAUCGCGUGUUUGUUGGCCUGUGUCGUCCAAGGAUCUCUGGCAAGGACGGAGAAGGCUUCGUUUGGAACCUUGCCUGCCUGAUGCGAACCCUGCCAAGGAUGUGAUGUAGCACGCCCCAGGAACUGUGGUGACACCUCUGGGCAUCGAUGCAGAACCUCUGGAUUGGUGUUACCUGCCCCCGGGAUUGGUGUGGCACGUCUCCGGUGUUGAUGUAACACGUCUCUGGGAUUGGUGUAGCACCUCUCCGGGAGCUGGUGCACGCUGCUGUUGUUUCUGGGGGCCGCUGCCGCACCACGCCCGGGGAUCGGUACAGCAACGCUCCGGGGGCAGGUUCGCCGCUGCUGGGGGCCAGCACGCUGUCCCGUGGCACCGCGUGUCACCUGGCUGUAGGCGAUUCGCAUGCAAACUAACCUCGGGCCUGUAAGCCCCUCGUGUGUUUGAGUACCCCACGCCGACACGCUGGCUAUCGUCGCCGUUCCUUGUGGAGUGCUGCCUGAUUUGUAAACACUGCUGCGAAUUAUGUAAUAUAUGCUCAA
Messenger RNA from Pollicipes pollicipes, 4303 nucleotides. It is a transcript of the gene PIG-L, whose product is annotated as phosphatidylinositol glycan anchor biosynthesis class L. Bases 267 to 1187 code for a protein of 306 amino acids. Lineage: Eukaryota; Metazoa; Arthropoda; Thecostraca; Pollicipedomorpha; Pollicipedidae. Gene Ontology annotation, molecular function: N-acetylglucosaminylphosphatidylinositol deacetylase activity. Gene Ontology annotation, cellular component: endoplasmic reticulum. The transcript is spliced from 6 exons. The record is from RefSeq and is a predicted model, not a curated record.